Molecule: messenger RNA, 903 nt
Organism: Symbiodinium necroappetens
Lineage: Eukaryota; Dinophyceae; Suessiales; Symbiodiniaceae
Source: the annotation of a GenBank genome assembly
AUGGACCUUCAGCUUCGAAGGUCCGGCCAAAAAGCCGCUGAUGAGCUCAUCAAUGAGAUUCGGCAGAACCGCAAAGAGAGCGUCGAAAUGCAGGCGGCCCAGCAGCUCGAGUCCCGCCGACACCAGAAACUCGUCGAUGAGGCCAAAAAGCAAGGCUCCGAAGUUGCUGAUAAGGCAGGCAUGGCCGCCAAGCUUGCCCGACAGUUUAUGUCGAAUAUGAUCGUUGACAUUAGUGAUAUCAAGAUCUCGAUCGCAGAGCCUGAUGAAACCCAAGCAGUCGUCGCGGCAGAGUUGAAGGCCAUCUUCGCACAGGCGGCAAACGACGAGGAGUUCGUUCAUGGCUCAAAGUAUGAGUUAGUUAGAGACAUACAUCGUGCGAAGACGACGGAUGCCCUGAAGGCGGGCGGCGAUGAGGACAAAGAGUUCAAUCAUCCAGGAUCGGGAGCAGCGAGAGCAAGUCUGACUGGAGCAGAUCAAGCAUGGGCAGCAUGGGUCACGUUCUUCGAGUUGGAAUUCGCCGAUGCGGACAUUUCAAAGGUUGUUCAGUCUGGGCAGCCAGGCUACAGGCCACAGGUGGCUCGCUGGGUUAUUCUUAUUUUGCCUUAUGAGAUUGGCUUCAAGGGCUUCUUGGUCACUUGCGGCUUUGGAGACGAUGUGGACACGCUGGCGCGAUGUUCUGAAAAGAGACUUCGGGAGCUUUGGAGUUUGCUUGGGAUCACCUGCCGGUACGGAGUGUCUUUGCAGCUGUUGCAGAUCCUCUUCAACCAGCAAGACCAGCACACCAUCGUGUCGUUGAAGUUCGGUGAGGAGGGUUCUGCGGACUUUGUGCGUGCAUCCUCGGACCAACUCCGAGCCCUUGUGACGAUUAACACGUGCUUGAACCGAGAGUCGACGCGGCUGCAG